Molecule: messenger RNA, 576 nt
Organism: Magallana angulata
Lineage: Eukaryota; Metazoa; Mollusca; Bivalvia; Ostreida; Ostreidae
Exons: 10
Source: RefSeq, a predicted model, not a curated record
UUUUGUAAAUUGUACAUGGUCAGUAGAAUAUUACGUAAGUCAAGGCUGUGUGCAAAUUUCUUGAUGGUCUGCAGUAUCUUUACAGGUCUAGGAUUGGUCAAGACUGACAGGAGGCGGAGUUUUCCCAUACAACGAUACCGCAUAUUUUUGAGAAAGAACGAAAAGGAUAGAAAGAACAAUUAUUCACACAGUCGAUGCAUCUGUAAGGAUAUGCGCCACGUGAUUCGGGAUCUUACCCGAAUCACAAAGUUUCUGAAAAAAAAUACGCUGUGCCCUGUUGAACAAAUAGAAAAUGAGAGGCGAACGAGCACACCCAAGAGACCAAGGGGAAUAGGAGAGCCGCCUAACGCACCUGUGCGAAACCCAAGAGAAAUUAUCUCAAUAAGUGACGAUUCCACUUUUGAGGAGUUUGUCAAGUACAUGAAUUGGAGCAGCAUGUAUGAAGAUGAAAGUAAAAGUGGUCCCGGACCAUGCGGACCGGUUCAUGAAGGGGCCAAUGAAAUUGUGGAGGAAAGUAACCAGGAGCAUGUUUCUUCAUGCAUGGAAGUGACUUCCACCCAGCCAAAAGAAAAUUAA